This is a messenger RNA of Stylonychia lemnae, 8721 nucleotides long. The record is from the annotation of a GenBank genome assembly. NCBI's taxonomy places the organism in Eukaryota, Ciliophora, Spirotrichea, Sporadotrichida, Oxytrichidae.
AUGCACGGCUCAAUGGAAGAUCUCUAUUUUUAAAUAUGGGCAAAGUAUAUUGAUUCUGACAAAAUUAAGAGCACUCUAUUAACUUUUAUUGAACCCUCAAAUCCCUUAUAAAAACUUUUAUCCUUUGGAUAUGACUAUGAUAAAGAUAAUAUAGUGUAGUUAAAACUUUAAGUUUUUGACUAAGUUUAUCAAAGUAAUGACAAAGUGCUUUCUGAUUAUCAAAAAAAUCAUAUAAUAGUAUUUGAUUAAUGGAAUAGUUACCAGCUAUAUAUGAAUGCAACAAAAAUCAUCUUCAAUAUAAAUGAUAUCUAAUUGGCUGAAAUGGAUAUUGUAGACUAAGAUAUGAUUCAAAGAUUUCUCACCACUUAAGUGUAUGAUGAGAAUAAGAUAAUCCCAUAGUGCGAACUUGGUGUAGAUAACUUCAAUGGAUACAUGAGACAUGUCAUCAUAGCUUACAGUUUUAAGGAUUUUAAAACAUAUCAAGAUCAUUACUUGCAUCGGUUCCCCUCACCUCUAGAUACCCAUAUUAUACUAUAUCAAUCGCUAGAAUAAAAUCUAGGCCAUUAAUAUUGGAUUGAUACAAAUAAUAUAGAUUCAUAGAUUAGUAUACAAUUUGAUAAGUAAAAUGAGCCAGAUCAGAUCUGUAAAUGCGAGAGUGAUUAAUCUUAGUCAUCUAAUUACUUGAUUCUUAGUUCAAAGAGUUUCUUGGAUGAUCAUUACUUAGACAAUCAAUAAUUUAAAAUCUCUAUUAGUGCUAUUUAAUUCAGUUUUACAAUUAAUAUACAUGAGCUACUCACUGUUAAAGAGAUAGAUUUGUUUAAACAUGAAGGGGUAUUUAGAAUUUUAAUAAAUCAAAAAUUAAAACUCCAAUUCAUUAUAUCCUAGACCGCUUACACUUUUGAUAUGGAUGAAAACAAGAAUUUUAACAGAUCUAUUUUCAUAAAUAGCUGGAUGAAUUAUACUUUAGAUAUAAAUUCUCAGUAGUUAAAUUUAACACUUAACGACUUUACACAAUAAUCUCCGGUAAAAUUCUCAAUCAAUAUUGCUAAAUCAGACUUUGACGCUAUACUGAAUUCAAUCAAUUAGAAAGAAUCAUAAAUAUUGAAAUUCGGAGUUCAUAAUAUAUAGUACUAUCUACUAAACCUAAAAUAUGUUCUAAAUAAAAAUACAGUAGUCAUUGAUUAGUCAUUCAGCAGAGACAAUUUCAUAUCAACUUAGUAAUUUGAGUCUCCAUAAGUUAGUAAACAGAUUCCAAUAGUAUCAGGAUAUUUUACCAAUUCAAUGGCCAAUUUCACAUCUAUAGGUGCUUUAUUUUAGUAAAUAAGGGGACCUUGUAAUUUCAGUGAUGAAAGUUUCGGAUUUGAUGGAAUAGUUUGCAAAGAUUUGAGAAAAUAUGUUGGCUUUAAUAUAAAUCAGUAGUCAUAGGGGAAAGGUCUAGUCCAAAAUUUAAUGGUAUCCUCUAAUGGACAGUUUACUUUUGAGACAUGGUUUAAAUUUAUUGAUUUUGUCAAUUCAGGCUAGUAAAAUGCAACAAUAAUGACUAAUUACUAAUAUCUUACUAAUCCCCUUAUCGCCAUUCAGAUUGCAUAUAGUAAUGGAUAUUAUGUCGAAUGCAAUCCAUACUUUUAAACAAAAAAGAUUGAGGGUUUCUUAGAUUCAGUUGUCAUCUUAAGUGGAGAUAUAAGGAAUUAAUGGGUUCAUAUGGCUUGCAUAAGCAAUAAUGAUUUAUCAGUAUAACAGCUAAAAAUGAUACUAUUUAAUCAUAAGACCUAAUUAGAGUUCUCUUAAAUUAGAACUAAUUCCUAUACGAUAAAUUUACCAAAUAAAAAUCCUAUAAAAACAAUUCUAGGUAAUAAUCAAGAUGAGAAUUCACCAUUUAAAGGAUUUAUUAGGGAGACAAGAGUAUGGGGUUCUAUUAGAUAAUUUGAUGAAAUUAAGAAAUUUAGAUAUCAAAGUUUACCCCUCUUUGAAAGAACAUAAAUGUUUUCACAAAUUUAGCUCAACUAAGGCCUCGGAGAUAGAUCCAUUUAGCUAUUUUCUAAUCUUAAUGAUCUAGACUUUUAUUCCUUCUCGAAGUCAACUCCAAUAAGCUGGGUAAUAGAUGAGGAUUUGACAAUUUGUCCAGAAAAUACCCUUUAUUAUUAACCAACAUAAUGCUGUUUGAAGGAUGAUUACACAAUAGAGAUUCUUAAGAUAUUUACUGAGAAUUAGAAAGGAGAGAAUUAGAUUCUUUUAACUGCAAAACUUAGCUAUCUAUUGAUCCCUUAAAGAUUAUCACUUGACCUAUUUUAAUUCAAUUGGACGCUUAAGAAUAUCUUAAAUUAUGAAGGAAAUGGUAGCUUGGAAUAACACUUCAAAGAAGUAAAAUAAUACAUUGAGCAAUAGAAUGAUUAAGAAAACAUUAAUAAAAUUACCAUUUUAGAAGAUAUGCUCGAUGCAAAAGCUUCAUAUAUAAUUUAGGCUUAGAUUUCAUCUAAAAUAAGAAGAUAUAACAGAACAUUAUCAAGUUUAUAUGAAUUAAAACCAGAAUGUCCCAUAGUUGAAAUUCAGCCAAUUUACAACACAAAUCAUAUAAUCAGAGUUCAUUAAAAAAUGAGCCCAUAAAACUUGGUAUUGCAUCUAGAUAUUUAAGAUAAAUGCUCAGUGAUUACUACUAUUAAAACUAUAGUCUGGGAACAAGAAUAGACUGGCUCGUACUUCGAUAUAUCAAGUGAUAAUAAAUCUAUUUAGUUCACAAAACUAAACUGGAUUAGCUAGUAUCUAUAACUUACUGUAAGCAUUAGAUAUGAAUAAAAUGGUUAAAUAAAAACAAUUGGAGACUAUGUCUCAAUUCUAUUAGUAAGUCAACCUAUUAAUCUCUAGCUAUCUCCAAUUAGUUAGAAAAUUGAAUUGCCUUAAAGUGUAUUAUUUGAUCCUUCUUAGACAAUAUUUAAUGUUGACUACUACGAUGAAUAAGAUAUUUAAUACAGCUUAGAAUGUCCUGAUGUCCUGUUUUACGAGAUGGAAGAUAAAGAUAAUAUAUGUCAACCUGAUUCUAAAACUGGAAGGGUGGUUUUAAGCCCCAAUGAUUUGAAGAUAAUUAGAAAUGCAAAUUAUUAGUUCAAAUUUUAGAUUAGCUCUAACUAUUUGAAUUAUAUUGAUUCUAAGCUCAUCAACCUUUAAUUCUAUAAAAUUGAGUCUCAUUACUGUCCAGAUGCAAGCAUGCAAUAAUAUACAUACUUUUAGAAAAGCUAGGAGAUUAUGCUUUUCUAACCGAGCAUAUCCUUAGAUUGUAGAACAAGUCUAAAUUAUAGUGAAACUUUGGUUGAUCAUUACGUUAUUAAUAGAGUGAUAUGGAUCUAUGAUAACUAAGAAGACACAUUUCCAUAUUUAAGCAUAUCAUAGGAUGGAUUAAUAGCUUAUCUCAAAGAUGAUUUAAGGUAGAAAAUUUUGCCAGGAUAUAACAACAAUGUAGCUUUAAAGGUUUUAAUAAAUGAUACAUGGUAUAAUAGUAGCACAUGGAUUGUACUAUAAAAGUCUAGAGUUCAAAUUUAAAUAGAAACAAACUUUCAAAAUAAUCAAGUUGAAUUCGAUUAGGUAAUGAUAUUAAAUGCAUCAAAAUCUUAUGACUCAGACUAUCCAGAUGAUCCCAUUGAAUUCAAAUGGUAAUUCAGUGCUAACCCUGAACUUAAUGAUUAAGACUUUGGAUUAAAUGAUGUACUAAAGCUGAAUCCUAUUACAAGAUUGAAAUUAAACUCCUAUAUUGGAUAUUAUUAUAGCUUUGCUAUAAGUGCCUCAAAUAGUAAAUAUGAAAAUAGCGAAGAUUUAUUGAAUUUAGAUAUUAAAUUCUUAAAGUAUGAUUUAGAAAAUUUAAGAGAUGAUAACUGUGCUCCUAAAGUAGACUAUGAUACUCCUACUCUGAUUUUUAGCAAUCAAAAUGGUUCUGAUAUCAAUUUCGAUGUUUCAAUUGAUUCAUAAUAAUGUCAAGAUCUUAAAGUUUAUCAAGGGAUAUUCGUUAUGUUUAGAUCUGAUCAAAGAGAUCAUUAUAUUGGGCAGCAAUAAUAAAUUCUUUGGUAGUCAGUUUUGGAUUUACAUAUAAAUUAGACUAUUACCUUGGAUUUUAUUUACUUAUUUUAGACUGGGCCCAGUAAAACGGAUGAGUAUUAUGAUUAUAUAAUCAAAACAUUGAACAUUUAAAAAGUAGCUUCACCUUUGGCAACUAAUCUCAACUAUAAGGAUGAGUUGAUAUUAAUAGGAUAGUAUGAAAUUAUAAAAAUUGAUGCGAGUAACACCAAGGAUCCAGAUUUAUAAGUUCAGCCUAAUUUUUCAUUCAAUUGGGGUUGUCCGAUAAAUUUCAAAUGCUAAUAAACUGGAUCUUCAUUAUAAAUUUCAAAGUAAAUGAGAAUUGAUGGAAAUCAAAAUGCAAUAGGAUCUGAAUUCACCAUAACUCUAGUUAUUUCUUCAAACAGAAAAUAAAUUAGCACUCAGCUUCAAUUUAAAAUAGUUGAACAAGAUUUCAAUAAAUGUAUUGAUAUGGCUCUUGAAUAAACUGAUAACAACAUUCAAAUCAAGAGGGACUAACAAUUUCCCUCUUCGAUUAGGCUGAACACAAAGCUGUAUUGUGAUCAAAUUAAAAUAGAUAACAUACAAUGGCAAUCAACAGAUUCGGUGAUAAAGUUCUGGCUCGCUGAUUAAGAUGGCCUGAGUAUGAAUAUUAAAUCGGGUCUCUAUUUGCCUAAGGAUAGAAAUGAAAUUAAUAUGAUAGUUCAACUAAAAUACACUUGGACUGAUGAAACUGAUUUCUAGAUAAAGUCAAUAACUAAAAAGAUAGAAUUUGUUAUAAAACUUCUUGCCUCUGACUUAAAAUCCGUUAUUAAAAUUUAAAACCAAGUAAUAUGGCCAGAGAUUUAGAAUCUUUUUAUUGAUGCUUCAUAAUCAAUUGAUCCUGACAACACAAAUACAAAUCUUAUCUGUACUUGGGUGUGCCCCUCUAAUUUGAAAAAUCAGGACUUCUGCAAAGGAACUACAGCUGACAGUUGCAUUCUAAAUCUACCAUAAUAGUCUUUGACAAGAUCAUAGAUAAAUAUUGAAUAUGAGUAGAUACUAAUCCAAGUAUAGAUAUCAGAUGAAACUGGUUAAAGACAGCAGAUUUAAAACAUAAGUGUUACUAUAAUUUCUGAUUCAAUUGCAACCGUUCUUCCCUUAUGUAAUAUAAUUUCGUUUAAAGGUGACUAAUUUUUAAUUGAUGAUCAAAUGACACUUUAUCCUCAAUGUAAUUAUUUUACACAAAGUGGGUAUUAUUCUUCGGAAUUUCUAAAACUCAAUUAUUAAUGGCAGAUUUCUCCCAUGAUGCAAGGAAUCGCCAAAAAUGAUAUCUAUUUAAGGUUCAAUCCAUUCCAGUUAGCCAAAGACCUAGACGAUAAAAUAUAGAGAAAAUUGUAUAUAAAUCUGACAAUUAGUACAUCGGAUACUAAAAUGGCUCAAAACUUAAGUUAUUCAAUCUUAAAAAUAUUUGAACUACCUUCACUAAUUGACGAAUAAUUUUCCUAAGGUUAUGUGAGUGUUUUACCAUCCUAAGGUUAUUCAAUGUUCAGCACUUUUCAGUUAGAAAUUAAGGGGAUCAUUUUGAAAAAUAAUCAAUACUUUAGAUUAAGAGUGGAAAAAUCUGAUAACACUUCUCAAGUUAUUUUACAUAAAGCAUAAAACUAUACUUACUUGGUAAAUUUCCCAAAAUAUACAUCGAAAGUAUAUGUUGACUUGAUUAAUGGAUAAAAGACAUCAAGUAAUAACUAUAGCAUCUACACUAUGAAUGUAAAUGUAGAGAUAAGCGAAUUCAGUGUCUUGACAUUGUAGGCCUUUAAUUAACUAGUAAUCCCUUAACUUGCUAGAGAAAUACAGAUAUAUGAUUAUAGUGAUUUAGCUUAGAUUGAAAUUCAAUUAAAUACCUAUUAUGGAUUGGCUAUAGCAAUCUCUAACGUUAACAUUGGACUUUAAACAUAAUAUUAUGAUGUGCUAAUUUCCAGAAUCUUACUAAUAACAUAAAAGCUUGUUUACAACUAUUUUGAUGAUAACGAAAGACUUCUACUCAAAUCCCUAUUACUAAAGAUAUCUAGUAUUGCAUAUGGUUAAAUGAUAAAUUCUACUAAUAGUGAAUUGCCGAUGCUUAAGUAAAUGAUUUUUGAGAAUUUCUUACAUGAAGAUAAUUUGAUAAAGAUCCAAGAUUCAAUGACUACUUCUGAAAUUGUAAAUGGAUAUGCGAGAAGUGUUGCCAAUUUAAUCUAGAAAAUAUGGAAUGAUGCUGAUUAAAAGCUUGGACUUGAGCGUAUAUUCUAUUAAAUAGUAACAUCAAAUCUUGUUUAAGGAGAGACAUUAAUAUUUGAUGAUCCUAUGGAUCAGUCUAGUAAACUUACUUUGUAUAGAAUUAAAUAACUAGACAUUGUGAGUCUUUCUCCUUUGACUUAAAAAUCUCCAAUAGUCAGUGAUUUAACAACAUAUACAAUAUAUGAAUUGGCAUCUUAUAACGAGGCGCAAUUCGUUUUAUCUGGCUUUAGAAAGAAUGCUGAAUUGUCUAGUUUCGAGAAUCAAAAUAUAUCUUAAUAAGUAUCUAGAACACAAUUAAAGAUUAAUCUACUCGAUAGAUAUUUAGAGAAAAUAGAGGUUAGAGAUAUUUCUGGGAUAUCUAUUGAAUUUCCUUUGCAAAACUCUUUAUUGAAAUAUUUGGAGACUACUAAUCAAAUAGAUACAUCACAUAAUCUUUUGAAAUGCGUAUCGAAAAGUGAUGAUGAAAUCUCUUUUAAUUUGAAUAAUACAGAUGUGACUAUGGAUUUUAGAAAAUUUUAGAAUGGAAUUGUUGCUUGCAAUAGUUCUCAUUUAAGUGUCUUUGAUGUGGUGUAUCUGCCUCUAUAAAUUUUACCAGCAGAUAUUGAUAAAAGGGAAUAGAGAAGAGAUAAAAUUUCAAUCUUCUAAACACUUCCAAUCCUUAACUAUGUCGUUCCAGCAAUAUUCUUCUUUUUCACACUAAUUAUGAUUGUAGCUGGUGCAUUAAUGAAUAACUUUGAUUAAAAAAGGCCAAAAAGAUUUUAUAACAAGUUAUCAUUUAUUGAAAAUAUUUAGAAGCAUUCAUACUUGAGAUUAUUAGGAAGCAUGAUUUUACUCUUUAACCCCUUCUUUAACUAUAUUAUAAAGCCAAAUCACUAUUUGAGCAGACCCCUUAGAUUAAUGUUUAUAUAGUGCUACUUUUUAGGAAUAUCAGCUAUCUCAAUAGCUAUUUUUGAAUAAAGGAAAGAUAGAAUUUAGAUUAGAGACAUCUUCUAGUACAGUUUCAUAAUGAUAAUAUGUAUUACGUUAUUUAGGCCAUUGCUGUAAAGAAUGUACUUCUCCCUGUUUUAUCCAUAAACUCUAAAAAAUUGGAGAUAUGAGACUAAUUUAGCUUCUGAGAAAAGAAGAAUGAUCGGAGAUGACGACCAAGAAGAUGCUGAUUUUAAUGGGAAAUAGAAAAGGAAGUCUAGAAAUGAGGACAACUCAAUAAGAUUAGAAAAUUCAAUGAAUAGAAUGAUUGGGGAAGAUUAUAGCAGUGCUAUAGUUAGAUUAGAAAAAAAUGCAAAUUCAGAUGAUGAGGUAAAAGGCGAUGAAAUUAUUAACUAUAGAAGGAAUAAAACUCAAGUAAAGACUACGACAUAGAGCUAAGAGCUUAAGAAAAAUAAUAAAAAUAUUAAGAGAAAAGAUUCCUAAAAGCAGUCUUUAAAAAGUAGUGGUGGAGAUAUAGAAUUACAAGAUUUCAAGCCUAAAACACAAUAGAAUAGCUAAAAGGGCUCGCAAGAGUCUCAUUUGCAGGAAAACUAUUUAAAUGAGAUGAAUCAAAUAGAGACGUUUUCUCCAUAGCAUGAUAAUAACAACUCUAUUAGAGAUGUGAACUUCCCACAAAUAGAGUAAGAUCAAAUAAAUGGGAAUCAUAGUUCGAGUGAAGACAUCAUAAUUAUUGACCAUGAGAAAUAAAAUAAGAUUCAAGAUUAAUAGGACGAGGAAAUCAAUGUGAUUUUAGAUGAAGAUUACAUGGAUAAGUAGUAAUAUGAAGGAGGAGAAGUUGAUCAAGAUAAUAGUAUCGAGAUUAUAGAUGAUAAUCUAGAAGAAGAAAAAUAAACUAGCAAUGUCACAAAUAGUUUUAACAAUAAUAAUAGUAAUCUUGUUAAAGCCAAAAAACCUAAAAAGAGAAGAAGAAAUGCUGACUAGCAAUCAAAGAAGCCUAGGAAAAAUCACUAAAGGAGCUUAGAUGAUAACGAAGAGAUAGGAGAUGAUAUAGAAAAUUAGUCUAAUAUUGAUGAAUCUACCCCAUCACUUGAAGGAAUAUUUGAUAACUUUAGAUAACUUUAAAAAGAGCCUGUUUCGCCUUGCAGAAAGGUUUCUGGAUUACUAUUGGUUAUAAUCGUUUUGAUUGGCUUGAUAGUGAUCCAUAUUCAAAUGCUAGAUAGCCUUUAAGAGAAUCAAUUCUAAAAUUGGUUCUCAUGCACCCUCUUUACCUUUAUCUUCUAGAUAUUUGUAGUAGACACUUUGAUUUAUGCUUUUGUUGCCCUAAGAUUGAAAAGAAAGAAAAAUCAGAUGAGAAAGGCUGGAUGCUUUUGUUUAAAUAGAGAUAAAGUGUUGAUAGUUUGGCCAUUAGGAUAUUUUAAAUUUACAGAACUGGAAAUAGAAGUAGCCAAACUUAAAGACUUUGAUGAGGAGUAUAAAUUAUUAAUAUAUGUUUGA